This is a messenger RNA of Rosa chinensis, 1587 nucleotides long. RefSeq names its product protein CUP-SHAPED COTYLEDON 1. Gene Ontology annotation, biological process: regulation of DNA-templated transcription. NCBI's taxonomy places the organism in Eukaryota, Viridiplantae, Streptophyta, Magnoliopsida, Rosales, Rosaceae. The transcript has 3 exons. Gene Ontology annotation, molecular function: DNA binding. Bases 205 to 1341 code for a protein of 378 amino acids. The record is from RefSeq and is a predicted model, not a curated record.
CGAAUGACAAUGGCCGCUUCUUCUUGAAGAUUUGAUGAGAUAUGCAGCUCCAUUAAUACCUCAUCAUCUUCAUCAUUAUCUUACUUCGUCUACGCUCCAAGCUUCCGAAGAAUCGAAUAGCUAGAGAGUGCAGCAGUUAAGGGUAUCCAUCCAAUACUAGCUAUUCGGUUCAGUAGGUUUCUGAUUAUCAAGUAAUUGACAAGAAUGCAGGAGAAUCUUCCUCCUGGGUUCAGAUUCCAUCCAACAGAUGAAGAACUGAUUACAUACUAUCUCGGGCGCAAGGUUUCUGAUGUUAGCUUCACAUCACAAGCCGUAGCUGUUGUCGAUCUCAAUAAGUGUGAACCUUGGGACCUCCCAGGCAAGGCUUCGAUGGGAGAGAAAGAAUGGUAUUUCUUCAACUUAAGAGACCGAAAAUACCCUACUGGACUUCGGACCAACCGAGCCACAGAAGCAGGGUAUUGGAAGACAACUGGCAAAGACAAAGAAAUACUUCGUCAAGGGGUACUCGUUGGAAUGAAGAAAACCCUAGUUUUCUACAGGGGUAGAGCUCCAAGGGGUGAGAAAACCAACUGGGUCAUGCACGAAUACAGACUAGAAAACAAGCACCAUCCCUUCAAAUCCUCAACCUCAAAGGAAGAAUGGGUGGUUUGUAGGGUGUUUCAGAAGAGCAUAGCCUUGAAAAAACCACAGCAAAUUACAUCUUCCUCACCGCAAUCUGUCGAUUCUCUUGGCGAGACAAACUCAAUGAUAAAUGAAUUUGGAGAUGUGGAGUUGCCUAAUUUUAUGAACAACAUUGCAAAUUCAUCUAGUACUGGGUUCAUCAGCAACAACAUGUCAAUUCCAGAAGGCAACAAUUACAACGUUAUUGAUAAUAAGAGAAUCAAUAAUGAUGUUAACAUGAUCAGCACUACUUUAAACAUGAAUAAUUGGCUCGGGGCGAGAGAGGCGGCGGCUAGUGGUGCCAUUCUUCCGGCAGCAGCACUCGGAUCAUGGCCAUCUAGCUUGCUAAGUCCAUCGAAUCUUUCGUCAGUGAACUCCUUGCUACUUAGGGCAUUACAACUUAGGAGUAGCAGUGCUAGUACUAAUAGUACCAUCUAUCAGCAACCGAUUAGAGAUGCUACAGCAGCUGGUCUAGAAGAUCACUACUCCUCUUUCAUGGCAGCUCAACAGCAACAGCAACAGCAACAGCAACCUGGAUUAAUGUCUCACUUUGGCACUGAUCAUAACAUGAAUUCGUCAAAUUUGCAAGCCUCUUCAUCAUCUAAGGAUCAGGUCAUGGAUUCCGUGCCGCAGUCACAACAGCAUCCGGGGCAACCAUUCAACUUGGACUCCAUAUGGUGAAGUUGCAGGAUCAUCAAGGAUUCAUAAGCUAGCUAACUUCUUAAACGACAAUUUUCGACCGUAUGUUAAUCCGGAUACGUACGUACAUGAAAGAAAAGGAACUAUGACUGGGUAGUACAGCGACUUCAUUAUCUCUCGUUCACCUUUCCCCGCAUAUAUAUAAAAAUGUCAUAUAUAUCAAAAUAACUACGUAACAAUGUUCAUGUUGGUGUACGUUGGUGUUGUUAAGUGUAACUGCGCGUAUGC